GGGUAUCAAAUUCUCUCAUCUUCACGUGGGGGAAGAUUAGUAGCAGUAUUAAUCUCUGGGCAGUCACAGUGAGACCCAAAUCUGUCUCAGAUCUACAGCGAAGCUCCUUCAAUUUUCUAUUCACUAAUCAAUUCGUUUUUGAUUUUCACCUUUUAAUUAAAAUUUUUACUUACUCCGAUCACAUUCACAUUCACAUACUCUCUCUCUCUCUCUCUCUCUCUCUCUAUAUCACUCUCCGCCCAAUCCAAAACCCUAAGGAGCUCCGAUCGUCUCUCUCCCAAUUCGCCAACUGUCAAAGCCUCGCGGAAUUCCGUGAAGGUUAAAAGUGGAAGCAUGAAAGAAGCGAAAGCCAACGGUCAGUACCCGCAGCCGCAGCAGCACCAGAACGGCGGUGCCCACUUGUCGCCGUUCAAAUUCGCCAAGUUGUUCGAUCCGGAAGCUUCCUGGGACAAGGAUCAAUUGGGAGAUGUCUUGCAUUGGAUUCGACAGGGCAUGGCUCUUGUGUGUGGGCUACUAUGGGGUGCGGUACCCUUGGUAGGAGGCAUAUGGUUCGUCCUUUUUCUCUUGUUAUCCACUGGGAUUAUAUAUGGCUACUAUGCGAUGAUACUGAAGCUUGAUGAAGAAGAAUUUGGCGGUCAUGGAGCUCUCCUCCAAGAGGGACUUUUUGCAUCUGUAACUCUUUUUCUGCUUGCAUGGGUUCUAGUAUACAGCUUGGGACACUUCUGAUUGGCCAUCUAUUCAAUUUCACUAGGAUUUGGUUGCAUGAAGAGCGAUAGCCUUGGAUACAAUGAGAAAGUUUCUUAUGAAGUCAUUACUGUUUGCUCAUUUCUUUAUGAUUAAGCAACAUUAUGAAUAUGAGCAUGGACAUGCUAGCAUCUGAUUAUGGUGCAUAGAUGUUUCAGUCAAUGUUUCUUCAUAAACACCCACGCAAUGUAGCAAUGUAUGACCUGCAAAAAACUGAUGAGAAUCAAAAUUGUUUUGGUAGCCAUUAAUAAAA
Messenger RNA from Rosa rugosa (rugosa rose), 997 nucleotides. RefSeq lists its product as uncharacterized. The record is from RefSeq and is a predicted model, not a curated record. The transcript has 4 exons. Gene Ontology annotation, biological process: mitochondrial respirasome assembly. Bases 334 to 726 code for a protein of 130 amino acids. NCBI's taxonomy places the organism in Eukaryota, Viridiplantae, Streptophyta, Magnoliopsida, Rosales, Rosaceae.